Messenger RNA from Ochlerotatus camptorhynchus, 4005 nucleotides. RefSeq lists its product as uncharacterized. NCBI's taxonomy places the organism in Eukaryota, Metazoa, Arthropoda, Insecta, Diptera, Culicidae. Gene Ontology annotation, molecular function: nucleic acid binding. The transcript has a single exon. The record is from RefSeq and is a predicted model, not a curated record. Gene Ontology annotation, biological process: DNA integration. The coding region runs from base 1 to 4005 and encodes 1334 amino acids.
AUGUCGGAGCACGAAAGAUAUAUCAGCUUUAUUCUGCCAAAGGCACCGAAAGAUUUUGACUUUGCGGUGACGGUAAAAAAGUUGACCAGCUUGUUCGGUGCUGCCGAAUCUGUGAUUAGCCGGAGGUAUCGUUGCCUGCAAAUCGUCAAGCAGCCACAGGAGGAUUAUGUGACGUAUGCAUGCCGCAUUAACAAAUCGUGCGUCGAGUUCGAGCUGUCCAAGCUAUCGGAGGAGCAGUUCAAGUGUCUCGUAUUCGUGUGUGGCUUGAAGUCGGACAAAGAUGCAGAUGUGCGGAUGCGGCUGUUGUCGAAGAUUGAGGAGCGGAAUGAUGUUACGCUGGAACAGCUGUCGGAAGAGUGUCAACGUUUGUUGAACUUGCGGCACGAUACUGCGAUGAUUGAGGAGAACUCAAUGUCUGUGAAAGCCUUGAAGACGAAGCAGUACCGUUUCAAGGGAACCUCGCCGUCGAAGUUCAACCAGUCCGGCAGUGAGAAGGGUAGUUGGAAAGCGAGCAGCGGGAAGACUAGUCCGGAAACAGCUUGUUGGCUAUGCGGUGGCAUGCAUUACGCCAGGGAGUGCACGUACAAAAGCCAUAAGUGCAGCGAUUGCAGCCAGGUAGGCCAUAAGGAUGGCUACUGUCGGAGUGCAGCGAAGGUAAAAUUCAGGCGACGGAAGCCCAACGUUGCAGCGGCCAAGGUAGUGACUGUGAAUUCGUGCAGUGUGCAGGAGCGUCGAAAGUACGUGCCGGCUGGAAUCAAUAGAUUACCGGUGCGUAUGCAAAUCGAUACGGGGUCUGACAUCACGAUAAUUUCGUCGGAUACCUGGUGCAAGAUUGGCAGCCCUUCAACGUUUGCGUCGACGAUCAUCGCAAAGACAGCCAGUGGUAGGCCAUUGCAGAUUGAAGGUGAGUUUUCUUGUUAUCUUUCCAUUGAUCGGCGAGUGUUGCGUGGCUUGAUUCGGGUCACCAAGGAACAGUUACACCUGUUGGGUUCUGACACGAUCGAUGCUUUCGGAUUGUGGUCGGUUCCUUUCGAUUCAAUUUGCAACCAGAUCAGCAGCACUCCGGCCAGUGUAAGCGGGUUAAAGGCAGAGUACCCGAAUGUGUUUUCUGGCGAUCUUGGGCUAUGUAAGAAAACGAAGGUGAAGUUCCAGUUGAAGGCCGGAAUGACCCCUGUGUUUCGUCCAAAGCGUCCGGUAGCGUAUGCCAUGUACCAGACGGUGGACGAUGAACUGGACCGAUUGGAGCGAAAGAAAAUUAUCGAACCGAUAGACUUCUCGGAGUGGGCAGCUCCGAUUGUGGUGGUUCGUAAGGCGAAUGGUACGAUUCGUAUCUGUGGGGAUUAUUCAACGGGACUGAAUGACGCUCUACAGCCCCACCAGUACCCUUUGCCUCUUCCGCAGGACAUUUUCGCUAACCUAGCAAACUGCACCGUCUUCAGCCAAAUAGAUUUGACGGAUGCGUUUUUGCAAGUGGAGGUGGACGGAAGUUCUCGUGACCUCCUGACCAUAAACACGCAUCGAGGACUGUACCGCUAUAAUCGUCUCCCGCCAGGGGUGAAGGCAGCGCCGGGAGCGUUCCAGCAGUUGAUCGACACGAUGCUGGUUGGCCUGAAAGGAGUGAGCGGCUACCUGGAUGACAUCGUUGUCGGUGGUACCGACGAAGAGGACCACAAGAAGAAUCUUCGGGCGGUGCUGCAAAGAAUCCAAGAGUUCGGGUUCACCAUUCGUUCGGAAAAGUGCUCCUUUGGAGAAAGCCAGAUUCGCUAUUUGGGACAUUUGCUAGAUCGUCACGGGCUGCGACCGGAUCCAGCAAAGAUCGAAGUUAUUCAGAAGCUGCCAGCGCCUAAGGAUGUCAGUGGAGUUCGUUCUUUCUUGGGCGCCAUAAACUAUUAUGGGAAGUUCGUGCCGAAUAUGCGUACACUGCGGUUUCCACUUGAUGAGUUGCUGAAAGGAAAUGGAGAAUUCCGGUGGACAACCGAGUGUCAGCGUGCCUUCGAUCGGUUCAAAGAGCUACUUGGUUCCGAUCUUCUGCUAACUCACUACGAUCCGCGACGAGAGAUCAUUGUAUCGGCGGAUGCUUCAUCGAUAAGCGUUGGUGCAACAAUCAGCCACAGGUUCCCCGACGGGUCGGUGAAGGUGGUUCAGCAUGCGGCACAUGCGCUCACGAAGGCAGAGAUGGGUUAUAGCCAGCCGGAUCGCGAAGGUUUAGCAGUUGUGUUCGCCGUAACGAAAUUCCACAAAAUGAUCUUUGGAAGGCAGUUUCGCUUGCAGACCGAUCACGCACCCUUGAUUCGAAUAUUCGGUUCACGGAAGGGCAUUCCCGUGUACACAGCAAACCGGUUGCAGCGAUGGGCGUUAACGCUACUGUUGUACGAUUUCUCCAUCGAAUACAUUCCAACCGAGAAGUUUGGGAACGCCGACAUCCUCUCAAGAUUGAUCAACAAUCAUGCCAAACCUGAGGAGGAUUACGUGAUUGCGAGCGUGAUUUUGGAGGAGGAUGUACGAUUCAUUGCGGACGAAGUGGUCAGCGGUCUGCCAUUGAGCUUCAAGAUUGUGGAGCAAGAUACACAAGUCGAUCAGCAGCUGCGCAAAGUAUAUCGCUACCUUCAAGAAGGAUGGCCAGAAGUGUCGACGAUCGAAGAUCCUGAGAUUCGACGGUUCCAUGGGCAUAGAGAUUCGUUGUGUUCUGUUGGGAAAUGCAUCAUGUUCGGUGAACGCUUGGUGAUUCCUGAGAAGCAUCGACUGCGGUGCAUGCGGCAGUUACACCAGGGACAUCCAGGGAUACAACGCAUGAAGUCCAUAGCAAGGAGUUAUGUGUACUGGCCAUCGAUUGACGAUGAAAUCGUUGGGUUCGUGAAGGCAUGCAAGCACUGCGCAUCCGUGGCAAAAUCUCCACCGCAUUCCCCACCGGUUCCGUGGCCAAAGCCUAGUGGUCCAUGGAAGCGUGUCCACGUGGAUUAUGCCGGCCCCAUUGACGGAGUCUACUACCUGCUAGCCAUCGAUGCCCAUUCGAAGUGGCCUGAAGUGGUGCCUACGCAACGAAUAACAUCCACAGCAACGAUCAGCAUUCUACGGAACAUCUUCGCCCGCCUAGGAAUGCCCGAAACGCUCGUUAGUGACAAUGGUACGCAGUUUACGAGCAGCGAGUUCCAGAAGUUCUGCAGUGACAGCGGAAUUGAUAACGUCACCACGGCACCUUUUCAUCCUCAGUCAAACGGUCAGGCUGAAAGGUUCGUGGACACAUUCAAGCGGGCGCUGAAGAAAAUCCAGGAGGGGAAGAACUGUGUUGGCGAAGCGUUGGACAUUUUCCUUCUAACCUACCGUACAACGCCAAAUCGUCAGGUCGAAGAUGGAAAAUCACCGUCCGAAGCUAUGUUUGGGCGUCGCAUCAGAACCAGUUUGGAUCUACUUCGCCCUCCGCCGGCGCGUCCGCCAAUAGAGCCUAAUCCGGACGAUGAAGUAAGGAGAAGUUUUUCUGCACACGAUCCGGUCUACGCAAAGGUGUACAGCAAUAAUAAAUGGCGCUGGGCACCAGGAGUCGUUUGCGGCAAGAUCGGCAAAGUUAUGUACACGGUCUGGGUUGAGGAUCGUAGAAUGGUUCGAGCACACGUCAACCAGCUGCGCAGUCGUGGUGGUACUCCAGUUAGCAACCGUACGUCACAAUCGUCGGCACCACCACACGACGUUCUGUUAGAUGCGUGGAGUAUUCCUAGAACCACGAUGGUACCGGCAGCACCAUCUCCACUACCAGGACCAUCGACUUCGCCGGAUCUUCCGAAUCCUCAGGCCCCGAAUGCUGAGUCUACACCGUUGCCACCUGUAUCGUCCUUGUCCUCGUCGUUAGCUACGUCUUCGUCCUCAUCAUCAUCGUCUACGUCUACAUCAGCAGCAUCUCCAGAGUUCGCUUUAGCAGAUAGCGGACCAGCUACACCGGUACAACUUCCACGCCGGUCUUCUCGUAUCCGAAGGCCGCCGCAGUGGUUUGACCCGUACCACCUCUAUUGA